GUUUCCGUGAGAGGGGAUAGAUUAUGGGAAACAUCAUGACCUGCUGUCUACCGCACCCCCAGGAUGAGCAGAGCCCCCAGCGGAGCACCUCGGGGUACCCCCUCCAGGAGGUGGUGGAUGAUAAAGUGUCGGGACCAUCAGCCCCUGGGGGAGAUCACAGCCCCCCAGGUAGGUCCUUUUGCCUGAAAAGGAAGAAGGAGUGGUCGGACGAAUCUGAGGAGUCGUCAGAGGAGCCACAGAAGGAACUCAAGCGACAGCGAGUGUUGCUCAUGCUCCCUGAGCACCACGAGGCCUUCAACAGGCUGCUCGAGGAUCCUGUCAUUAAAAGAUUCCUGGCUUGGGACAAAGAUCUGAGGGUGUCGGACAAGUACCUCUUGGCUAUGGUCAUAGCGUAUUUUAGGCGGGCCGGCCUCCUCUCCUGGCAAUACCAACGCAUUCAUUUCUUCCUGGCUCUCUACCUGGCCAAUGACAUGGAGGAGGACGACGAGGCCCCCAAACAAAACAUCUUCUACUUCCUGUACGGGGAGACCCGCUCUCACGUACCCUUGUUCCAUAAGCGUCGGUUCCAGUUACGCCAUUCCAUGACCGGGAGGGCCAGGGAGAACCGCUCUCAGAUAGCCUUGUUCCACAAGCUUCGGUUCCAGUUCUUCUGUUCCAUGCGCUGCAGGGCUUGGGUUUCCCCGGAGGAGUUGGAGGAGAUCCAGGCUUAUGACCCACAGCAUUGGGUGUGGGCGCGAGAUCGCGCUCGCCUUUCCUAGAGCUCCAGGGACCGUGGAGGCCUGAGGUCAUCGGCCUGAGAGAAGAACACUGGGCCCAGGGGAGAUGCGGAUUUUCAGCAGGAACUUUAUUCCAAUGCUAAUGGCAGACACCAGGAAGGAGGAGAGGAGCGAUGUGUGCAGAUCAUCUAGAAGAACCUGGACCGUUCUUGUUGGAGCUGAAUACAGUGAUCACGUUGUCCUCCUAGGAGCAGGGGUGGGGGUGGGGGUGGGGGUUGGGGUACUUCUAGGAGUCCUUGGGGAAAAGUAAGAAACCAGGAGUGUUUCCAGCGAUGUAGUAGUUCCGCUAAAUUCUUAUAAAAAUAAAUGUUUAUUUCAUAUUUAGUGUAUGUUUGAAAUGUGAGAAUUCAGAUGUAAUUUUUUUACCUUGCAUUGGCAUGUUUGUAUGUUACUUUAAAGAGGAUGUGUGUUCUAAAGGAGGGCAUGAGCUGUGUGUUUUCAAGAGAACAAUGCAGUGCGUCUCUUGGGGAAACAUAAUAAAGAUCAACUUUUCUCACCUUCA
Messenger RNA from Symphalangus syndactylus (siamang), 1278 nucleotides. Its product is annotated as speedy protein E12-like. Gene Ontology annotation, molecular function: protein kinase binding. Gene Ontology annotation, biological process: positive regulation of cyclin-dependent protein serine/threonine kinase activity. The record is from RefSeq and is a predicted model, not a curated record. Lineage: Eukaryota; Metazoa; Chordata; Mammalia; Primates; Hylobatidae.